Molecule: messenger RNA, 252 nt
Organism: Sporothrix schenckii 1099-18
Lineage: Eukaryota; Fungi; Ascomycota; Sordariomycetes; Ophiostomatales; Ophiostomataceae
Exons: 2
Coding region: 1-252 (83 amino acids)
Source: RefSeq, a predicted model, not a curated record
AUGCCUGACAGUAAUCCGCAACUCCGUAUGCCACACCCACAGCGAAGAGGAGUGCAUACUUCAUCUGCACAUGAGCGGCCAUUGUGCCAGGCCGAGAGACCGACCAUCACAGUGACCGAGAACAGGGUAUUACCGCCGGCGGUGGCCGGUGGUGUGGUGUGGAGGCGAUACUUCGGAGGCCAGGAAGUGGGUGUGGAUACGGAGAUUGGCAAGGAUCGCAUGGGCCUGGACAUGAACGUGGUCGGUGGAUAA